ACCCAUAAAUCCCCACAUUAUUUCUCAACACCAACACAAUAUUUUCUCACUACUCUUAGCUAUCUCCAAAAUGAACCAUUCCCUCACUAUCUACGCCCUUCUCGCUCUCCUCCUAGCCACCGGAAAAUACGUCUCCGGCCAGAACUGCGGCUGCGCUCCCAACCUAUGCUGCAGCCAAUACGGCUACUGCGGCACCACCAACGAUUAUUGUGGGCCCGGCUGCCGUUCGGGGCCGUGCACCGGUUCGUCGGGAGGGAAUACAGUUGCUAGUAUAGUGACGGAUAAUUUCUUCAAUGGAAUUGCUAAUCAGGCGCCGGCGGGCUGCGCCGGAAAGGGAUUCUACACACGCGCCGCCUUCCUCCAAGCGAUUCAGCCGUACCCGACAUUCGGCACCGCCGCCUAUUCUAAGCAAGAGAUCGCGGCGUUCUUCGCGCAUGUCACGCAUGAGACUGGACACUUAUGCUACACAAGAGAGAUAAAUCAAGCUAACAGCUAUUGCGAUAGUACCAAUACACAGUGGCCAUGUACACCGGGCCAAAAAUACUUCGGCCGCGGCCCAUUGCAAAUAUCGUAUAACUACAACUACGGCCCGGCGGGCCAAGCAAUAGGCUUUGAUGGAUUGAACAACCCCGAUAUCGUGGCCACAAAUCCCGCUAUCUCAUUCAAAACCGCAUUGUGGUUUUGGAUGAACAACGUGCACUCGAUUAUCACAUCGGGUCAGGGUUUUGGGGCGACGAUUAGGGCUAUCAACAGCAUCGAAUGCAAUGGGGCGAAUCCUACCGCCGUGACUGCUCGUGUUAAUUACUAUACAAGCUAUUGUAGCCAACUCGGAGUCGAUCCCGGGCCUAAUCUUCGCUGUUAGGAGGGAUUCAUUAUAGAAUAAAUCAAUGUGGCCUCUUGCAUGAGCUGAUUAAUAAAUGAAACAGGGCUGCUGGAAUAAAUUAUGUUUGAUCGAUGCUAAUGAUAAUUAUGACAUGUGUUUGAAGUAA
Salvia miltiorrhiza (redroot sage) is the source of this 989-nucleotide messenger RNA. RefSeq names its product endochitinase A-like. Gene Ontology annotation, biological process: carbohydrate metabolic process; cell wall macromolecule catabolic process; chitin catabolic process. Bases 71 to 862 code for a protein of 263 amino acids. Lineage: Eukaryota; Viridiplantae; Streptophyta; Magnoliopsida; Lamiales; Lamiaceae. The record is from RefSeq and is a predicted model, not a curated record. Gene Ontology annotation, molecular function: chitin binding; chitinase activity. The transcript is spliced from 3 exons.